AGCAGGAGCGGGAAUAGCGGGAGCGGGAAUAGGAGCAGGAGCGGGAGUAGGAAGAGCAGCAGGAGCAGGAAGAGCAGCGGGAGCAGCGAGCGGGAGGAGCAGCAGGUCUCCCGUGUCCCCACCCCUGGGAGGGCAUGCAAGCCAUGGAGCUGCCCCGCAAAGAUGGAGAGACGGCGGCGGCGGCGGGAGCGGGAGCGGGAGCGGGGGCGGCCCCGGAGCCCCGCGGGGCGCCUCCCCCCAGCGGAGUGGUGGUGCAGGUCCGGGAGAAGAAGGGACCCCUGCGCGCCGCCAUCCCCUACAUGCCGUUCCCCGUGGCCGUCAUCUGCCUCUUCCUCAACACCUUCGUGCCGGGGCUGGGGACCUUUGUCUCAGCCUUUACGGUGCUGUGUGGGGCCCGGACUGACCUCCCGGAUAGACAUGUGUGCUGCGUCUUCUGGCUGAACAUGGCCGCGGCGCUGAUCCAGAUCCUGACAGCCAUCGUCAUGGUGGGCUGGAUCAUGAGCAUCUUCUGGGGGAUGGACAUGGUUAUUCUUGCCAUUUCACAAGGCUACAAGGAGCAGGGCAUGCCGCAGCAGCUGUGACUGGGGAUUUGGCUGAUGGCGAUGGGGCAGGAGCUCCAGGGCAGGAAUCGUGUAGGCAGAUGGAGGGGCACAAGGACCUCUCCCCUAUCUCUUUUGGGUUUUCCUGGGUUGGUCCAGUUCAUGGGGGGUUGUUGGAUUUAUUUAUUUCAAAAACUGCAUCUGCUUUUCCUCA
This is a messenger RNA of Ornithorhynchus anatinus (platypus), 753 nucleotides long. It is a transcript of the gene STUM, whose product is annotated as stum, mechanosensory transduction mediator homolog. The coding region runs from base 135 to 581 and encodes 148 amino acids. The record is from RefSeq and is a predicted model, not a curated record. The transcript is spliced from 4 exons. NCBI's taxonomy places the organism in Eukaryota, Metazoa, Chordata, Mammalia, Monotremata, Ornithorhynchidae.